AUGGGAAAGCGCAAAUUAGGAGCGUUGGAAAAGGUUGAUGCUGAUCUAACGAAUCUACAAUACAAAAUUCGACGGGACCCUAAGUCCUAUGUUGAAGAUUUCCGUAGCCAGCAUUUUCAAUAUGAAUCGCAUCGCGAAAUAUUCAUGGCUGCGCCCUCCUCCGCGACGGAUACAGGCAUCAUCUCGCUUCGGGAACUGAUUGAUUUCAUUGCUCAUGUUGCUGAGUGCUAUCCGGAUAUUACCAAGGAUUUCCCACGGCAGUUGAUCGAGAUUAUAUCUCUUCAUCAUGCCGUCUUGGAGUCUGAACUGAGGGAAAAGAUUGUGACGAGCUUAGUGCUACUGAAGAAAAAGGAUGUUAUAGAUUCAGCUACACUUCUACAGACGCUUUUUCCAAUUCUUGUCUCAACUCCCAGCAAGACCCUUCGGGCUUUACUCUUCCAAAAGAUUGUUUCAGAUCUACGCAAUUCGAACUCGAAAGGCACGAAUCAUAAGUUAAACAAGACUAUCCAAACCGUUCUCUUCAACUUAGUAACUUCAGACCGUACAUCUGCCAAGGGCCUGUGGGCAAUCAAAAUUACACGAGAGCUUUGGAAGCGCCAAAUAUGGACAGAUUCGAAGGCCGUGGAGAUAAUGAAAGAAGCUUCACUGGCAGAAAACGAGAAGCUGAUAGUUGGGGGGGUGCGUUUCUUUCUCGGAGGCGACAAAGAGCGAGAGGAGCUGGAGGAUGAGAGCAGCGACGAUGAGGCCAUUGAUGUGGCUCGCGUGCGACACCAGGUUGGGAUAAAUAAAAAAAGCAAAAAGAAAGCUCGUCAAGUAGAAAAAGCCAUCGCAACAGUGAAGAAAAAGGAAAGGAAGAAGAGUCAGCCUCAUCCCUUGAACUUCUCGGCUCUACAUCUUCUGCAUGAUCCCCAAGGAUUUGCAGAAACACUUUUUCAGAAACACUUGCAAAAUUCGAAAUCUCGACUAAACUUGGAGCAGAAACUUCUCGUCUUACAGCUGGUAUCUCGACUCGUUGGCCUCCACAAACUUACCGUGAUACAACUAUACUCCUAUUUUUUGAAAUACUUAACUCCCAAGCAACCUUCUGUUACCUCAUUUCUCGCAUCUCUCGCGCAAUCUACUCAUUCCCUCGUUCCCCCCGAUGUCCUUGAGCCGCUUAUUACGAAAAUAGCAAAUGAGUUUGUAUCUGAAGCUGCUGCUGCUGAAGUAGCAUCCGCUGGCCUAAAUGCUAUCCGCGAAAUAUGUGUUAGGCAACCAUUAGCAAUGAAUGAUACAUUGCUUCAGGAUCUUGUCAUGUACAAGAAAAGCAAGGAUAAGGGGGUAAUGAUGGCUGCUAAAGGUCUUUUGGGCUUGUAUCGGGAAGUGGCUGCAGAGCUCUUGAAGAAAAAGGAUCGAGGAAAGGAUGCAAGUAUCGCAUUGAGGACAGGUGAGCGGAAAGAGCGGAGAUAUGGGGAGGAAGAAGUCGGUGAAAUUGAAGGAAUCGAGCUACUUGAGAAAUGGAAAGAAGAACAACGGCGAGAGAAAAGACGAGAGCAAGGCUUGCCCUCUGACGGAGAAACUGGUGAAGAAUCGCAAAAUGAUGACGAUUGGGCUGCUUGGGAUGUUGAAGAGGAUGACAGCGACGAGUCCGGAGGCUGGAUUGAUGUUCAAAGCGAUGUUGAUAUCGAGCUCAGUGAUUCUGACGAUGAACCACCCGUUGUGAAGAAACAGAAAAUCGAGAAUGGCGACGAGCAAGGCCAAGCACAAUCAGAAGCACCUACAGCUAAGACCUCGAAGUUGGCGACUACAAAGAUCCUAACCCCUGCUGACCUGGCAAAGCUCGCAGAGCUCAGAGCUGCGUCUAGCGUUUCUGCAUUAGUUCGUGGGCCUCGAUCCGCCAAAAAGCAAGCAGCAACGAAUGGGGCUAGGCAUAUCGACGACCCCCUUACGGCUGUGGAGAUUGAAGGUCUUGCAUCUCUGUCAGCUGGUAAAGCUACUCGUGAAGAGAAAAUUGCCCAUAUGAACGAGAGCAAAACAGAUAGGUCUGAGUUCAAAAGCAAGAUGGCCCGUAAAAAAGAAAAGAAGGAGACCCAAGGAAAGAGCACAACAAACAGAGAAAAAGCAAGGAAAAAGAAUUUUCUGAUGACUUUGGGAAAGGCGAAAAGCAAAAAUAAACGGAGUUUGGUGGAAACAAGGGCCACACUUUUGGCGCAUAAAGAACGGUCGAAAAGGGGUGGGAAAAGGGGAAACAGAUAA
Ophidiomyces ophidiicola is the source of this 2235-nucleotide messenger RNA. RefSeq names its product Severe Depolymerization of Actin (gene SDA1). Gene Ontology annotation, biological process: ribosomal large subunit export from nucleus; ribosomal large subunit biogenesis. Bases 1 to 2235 code for a protein of 744 amino acids. Gene Ontology annotation, cellular component: nucleolus. The transcript is spliced from 4 exons. The record is from RefSeq and is a predicted model, not a curated record. NCBI's taxonomy places the organism in Eukaryota, Fungi, Ascomycota, Eurotiomycetes, Onygenales, Onygenaceae.